GAAACCCACACUCCUAUAAAAUAUCAAUCCUUUACUCUUGCUUCUUCCUUUUGCCUCUCUCUACCCUAACUCGGCCGACAUACUUUUAAAGCCAAGACCCCGACAACCCGACCCGAUAAAUAUUCGGCUCCCAAAGCUGCUGCAUACUCAGAGAGUAUGGCGUUGGAACUUAUGGAUAACUAAGGCUUAGUAGUGGACUGAAAUCUUGUGAGGUUUUGAGGAGUCAUGAUGUAUUUGCCCCCGUGUUUCUUAUCAAUGAAUUUAUAAAAUUGUCAUCCUGUCUUGCUGAUCAAAUUUACUGCUUUUGAAGCUUCAAAAUGUCAACUGGCCCUGGGCUUGAGUCUCUUGUGGAUCAGACAAUCUCAGUUAUUACAAAUGAUGGACGCAACAUAGUGGGAAUUUUAAAAGGCUUUGACCAGGCCACAAACAUCAUUCUUGAUGAAUCUCAUGAGCGUGUGUACUCCACUAAGGAAGGUGUUCAACAACUUGUGUUGGGUUUGUACAUAAUAAGAGGUGACAACAUAAGUGUUGUUGGUGAACUAGAUGAAGAGCUUGAUUCUGCUCUUGACUUGUCAAACCUGAGAGCACAUCCUCUGAAGCCUGUUAUCCAUUGAUUGAAAUAUGGAAAGUUGUAGAGUUGCUAUGGACAGCAUGUUGGAUUAAAUACCUGAUAAAACAUGGCAAAGAACAUAAAUAUAAAUUCGAGAAACCUAAUGUGUAGUAAUUUUCCAAUGCAUUUCUAUGUCAUUUUGGUAGUUGUUUUCA
Theobroma umbraticum is the source of this 765-nucleotide messenger RNA. RefSeq names its product Small nuclear ribonucleoprotein family protein (gene LSM8). Gene Ontology annotation, biological process: mRNA splicing, via spliceosome. Gene Ontology annotation, cellular component: precatalytic spliceosome; U4/U6 x U5 tri-snRNP complex; U6 snRNP. Gene Ontology annotation, molecular function: mRNA binding. The record is from RefSeq and is a predicted model, not a curated record. Lineage: Eukaryota; Viridiplantae; Streptophyta; Magnoliopsida; Malvales; Malvaceae.